AGUUUUAAUUCUCCUCACCAACCUCUAAAAAUCCCAAAGAUGGAAAAUUAGAUCCAAAAAUUCCCAAACAAAUCUCAGCCGUUGAAAUCAACACUUUCAAACCUAUUUAUACUCCUCCCCUCACUCCCUCACCUCCUCGCUUCGCCCCUUUUCUUCUCCUUCCAUUACUCUGUAGUCUGUAGCUUGUAGUUUGUACUCCUCUUCCUUAUCGAGUAGUUGUUUCUCCAUCUGUAUAACAAAAUAGAGUGUGAAAGAGAGCAAAAAAGACCCAAAACAAUGGCAGCUUCAUUGUCAGUGGAGAAAACAACCUCAGGAAGGGAGUACAAAGUUAAAGAUUUGUCACAGGCUGACUUUGGUAGGCUUGAAAUCGAGCUUGCUGAAGUUGAAAUGCCUGGAUUAAUGGCUUGUCGUACUGAAUUUGGCCCUUCUCAACCCUUUAAAGGUGCUAAGAUUACUGGAUCUCUUCAUAUGACUAUUCAAACGGCUGUUCUUAUUGAGACUCUUACUGCUCUUGGUGCCGAAGUUCGUUGGUGUUCUUGUAAUAUCUUCUCUACUCAGGACCAUGCUGCUGCUGCUAUUGCUCGGGACAGUGCGGCAGUCUUUGCCUGGAAGGGUGAGACCCUUCAAGAGUAUUGGUGGUGCACAGAGAGGGCUCUUGACUGGGGUCCUGGUGGUGGUCCUGACCUUAUCGUUGAUGAUGGUGGUGAUGCCACCUUGUUGAUCCACGAGGGAGUCAAGGCUGAGGAGGAGUAUGAGAAGACCGGUAAGGUUCCCGACCCUAACUCCACCGAUAACGUUGAGUUCCAGCUUGUCUUGGGUUUGAUCCGCGACAGCUUGAAGGUCGACCCAAAGAGGUACCACAAGAUGAAGGAAAGACUGGUUGGUGUCUCCGAGGAGACCACCACCGGUGUUAAGAGGCUUUACCAGAUGCAGGCUAAUGGCACCUUGCUUUUCCCUGCCAUCAAUGUUAAUGACUCCGUCACCAAGAGCAAGUUCGACAACUUGUACGGAUGCCGCCACUCUCUUCCCGAUGGUUUGAUGAGAGCCACAGAUGUUAUGAUUGCUGGAAAGGUCGGUGUUGUUUGUGGGUAUGGAGAUGUUGGAAAGGGUUGUGCUCUUGCCUUGAAGGCUGCUGGUGCUCGUGUGAUUGUGACUGAGAUUGACCCAAUCUGUGCUCUUCAAGCUCUUAUGGAAGGUUUCCAAGUCUUGACCUUGGAAGACGUUGUCUCCGAGGCUGACAUUUUCGUCACCACCACCGGUAACAAGGACAUCAUCAUGGUUGACCACAUGAAGAAGAUGAAGAACAACGCCAUUGUUUGCAACAUUGGUCACUUUGACAAUGAAAUCGACAUGGCAGGUCUUGAGAACUACCCGGGAGUCAAGAGGAUCACCAUCAAGCCUCAAACUGACCGAUUUGUCUUCCCUGAGACCAACACUGGAAUCAUUGUCUUGGCCGAGGGUCGUCUCAUGAACUUGGGUUGUGCAACUGGUCACCCUAGCUUUGUCAUGUCUUGCUCAUUCACCAACCAAGUCAUUGCUCAGCUUGAGUUGUGGAAUGAGAAAGCAUCCGGCAAAUAUAAAAAGGAGGUCUAUGUGUUGCCUAAGCACCUCGAUGAGAAGGUUGCUGCCCUUCACCUUGGCAAGCUUGGUGCUAAGCUCACCAAGCUCUCUAAAGAUCAAGCUGACUACAUCAGUGUACCAGUUGAGGGUCCAUACAAGCCAGCUCACUAUAGGUAUUAGAGCAGGAACGUGAAGAUUGUGACUUAUCGGACAUUCUGAGAGGAAAGGGACCCUGUUCCUAAUAUCAUAAUUUUCCCCUAGGGUGUUCAUGUUUUUUUCUUCGUUGGGUGGGUCAGAAAGAUUGGAAGGACAAGCAAAGUAUCAAUGUGUUUUGAAUUAUGUCUGAAUCAGGCUUGAAUAAGGCAAUGUUUAAAUCUUUAGGCUUUAUGUUUGUAAUCGCUCGCCCGACUUGCUUGCUGUUAUUUAGCAUUGUAGUUGGUCUUGCUAUAGUUUUUCUGUUAAUGAAGAGAAUGAGUUGUCAUUUCUGUUGCGAAAA
Messenger RNA from Amaranthus tricolor (Joseph's coat), 2056 nucleotides. Its product is annotated as adenosylhomocysteinase. Lineage: Eukaryota; Viridiplantae; Streptophyta; Magnoliopsida; Caryophyllales; Amaranthaceae. Gene Ontology annotation, biological process: L-methionine cycle. Gene Ontology annotation, molecular function: adenosylhomocysteinase activity. Bases 277 to 1740 code for a protein of 487 amino acids. Gene Ontology annotation, cellular component: cytosol. The transcript has 3 exons. The record is from RefSeq and is a predicted model, not a curated record.